AUAUAAUACCAGUCGGAUAUGUAAUUGUUUGUGUACUUUUGGAUGCUUUGUACAACAUGUUGCUGAUUACUGUGCUGAUAAUGUAGAAAUAUUAUUGCUCCGAAUGGAUUACUAGUAGUUCAGACUUGAAUCUAAUUAUUGUAAAAAUUCAGUUUAUUUUACAUGCAGGAUUAAUAAAUGUUGUGUGGUGCAUUCAUUAUUCAUUGCAAAUUAGGAGUAGUUCGCCAUGAAAUAGAAAAUAAUUAAGUAAAAAAUGCUUCUCAGAGGCGUACAAAUUGUCCUUGACAUUUCCGGAGAAACAGCAAAAAAAAGAGGAAGCAUUCAAUAUUUUCUGGUGAAUGCAAAUAGAGCAAUCAUAAAAUAUUCACGUGGUAAGGUUCUGUGAUAAGGUUCCACCUUACUUGAGGCUGUGUGUUCAUUCUGUUUAAUGAGGAAAAAUGAGUCAUUGGGUUUUUUUAAAUCUGCGACAGAAGGCUCUUAUAUUGAUCAUUUGAAAAUAAACAGUUACUGCAAAAAAUUGGUUUUGAAUGCAUGAUGUUGCAAGACAGACUGGUGACCUUCUCGAUAUCCUACUAUUUGAUCAGACUGGAUUUUAUACGAUAUUGACUGGAAUCAGUCUGUUUUGGGAGGCUGGAAUUAUAAAAGCAAAACAGACAAUAUGGAUUAUUAUAUGUUUUCAGUGAUGCGAGUAUUUAUGCGAAUGUGCUCCAAAUGUGGAAAUUGUCUUUCAAACUGGUACUUUGAGAAGCAUGGUCAAUUAUUCUGUAAACAAGACUACUGGUCGUCAUUUGGGGAGGCAUGCAAUGGAUGUACAGAAAUUAUUACAGGGCCUGUUAUGGUUGCUGGUGAGCACAAGUAUCAUCCAGAAUGUUUCCAGUGUGUAAAUUGUCACACAUAUAUUGGCGACGGGGAAAAUUAUGCUCUCAUCGAAAGGUCCAAACUAUUCUGUGGAAUAUGUUACAAUCUGCAAAUGAAACCUAUUCUAACAGAGACACCUCGUCGCCGCCGUAAACCACAUUCUAUACAGAUGAUCGAAGUUGCACCUACCCCAGACAGGCCUCGUGGCCUCCAUUUCAGCAUUGAGAAGAAAUCACUCAAUUCGAGACAAUCUGUCAACAGAAAGCAAGAUAAUCCUAGUUCUCCACAGUUAAAGAUUUCCAAAAUUGAUAGCAAUCCUGAACUUGAGGAUCUGAACAUUGGUGACAAGAUAAUUGAAGUGAAUGGCAUAACUGUUAAAGAUCAAUUUAUAAAAGAAAUAACAUCCGUACUGGAAAACCCUAAUGAAGCCUUACACCUUAUGGUGGAACGUGAUCCCUCACCUCUUCCUCGUGAACGCAAUGCCCGUAGCGUUUAUAGUUCAGACACAGAGUCGGAUACUGAAAGAACGUCGGUGUCAUCCCCAGAAUCUAUGGACAUAGAAGGAACCAAAGUUCUGCUCAGACCAAAGAAUUUAAUAAGUCCAAACAGAAGUAGUCAUGUUAGAAGAAGAAGCAAAUCUCCCUCCCCCAUUCCAACUUCCCGCCAAAAAAGUGUAGACCUUAGUCGAGCUCAGUCAUUCCGUACCAUGCCAGAGACUCACCGUGUGUUCCGUACAAGUGAUCUUGUCCCUGGUCCAGUGUUAGGGAAAGGCUUCUUUGGACAAGCUGUCAAGGUCACACAUAAACUAACUGGAGAGGUGAUGGUGUUGAAAGAAUUGUACAGGUUCGAUGAAGAUGCUCAAAAGAGUUUUUUGAAAGAGGUAUCCGUCCUGAGAAGUUUAGACCAUCCAAAUGUUUUGAAGCUUCUCGGCGUAAUGUAUAAAGAAAAGAAAUUGAAUCUCGUCACAGAGUUUAUAGAGGGUGGCACUUUAAAGGAUCUCUUGCAAGACCAGUCAAAGACAUUGUCAUGGUUACAGAAAGUUAAUAUGGCAAAAGACAUCUCUUCUGGGAUGUCUUACUUACAUUCUAUGGACAUAAUACAUCGUGAUCUCAACUCCAAUAACUGUCUUUGUAGAGCAGACCAGACUGUGGUUGUGGCAGACUUUGGUUUGGCUAGAGUGAUUUCUGACCAUGAUUUGUUCAGGCAGCCUCCUAAGACACCAUCUCCGACAAAAGGUCCAGGCAAGCGGAGAUACCAGAGGAAGAAACGGUACACCGUGGUCGGUAAUCCUUUCUGGAUGGCGCCGGAGAUGAUCAAUGGUCAUAAAUAUGAUGAAAAAGUUGAUGUCUUCUCAUUUGGUAUAGUUCUGUGUGAGAUAAUUGGUCAAGUGUACGCUGAUCCUGACAUUUUGCCAAGGAGUUUUGACUUUAGUCUCAAUGUAGAGGCAUUCAAGGAGAAAUUCUGCAGGGAUUGCCCAAAUGGCCUGUUGAAAUUGGCAGUUAUAUGCGCUCAAAUGAUUCCAGAGAGCAGGCCAUCUUUUGAAAAGGUGAAUCUUUGGUCAGAGAAUCUUAUGCUCCAUCUAGAACAUGGUAUGGCAUUACCUCAAGAGCUCCAGGGUGAUGCUGUGCAAUUCUACAAGGACUUCAAGGCCAGUGUCAUCUCAAAGACCUCUAAAAAAGAGUCUGAAACUGACACAGGUUCAAAGGGAAAGGAGGAAAAAUCUGUGGAGAGAAAAGGCUCAAAGAAGGGACUGAGAAGAAAAUCAAGCCUAAGUGUGAUAAAAGAAAAUUCCAAAAAUCAAACAAAUGUGGACAGUCACAAAGGUGUGAUAAACAAGUCCCAGGACUUGAUGGGAAGUCCCCAAAAAACAGUGGAAAAUUCCAAAAAUGCAGAGGAAAAUUCCUUUGACAGAAUGGAAAAUUCCAAAAAUGCAGUUGAAAAUCACAAAAACUCAGUGGAAAAUUCCCAAAGUGCAAUGGAUAAUAAGACUUUUAUUUUGACAGAUUCUUCAGAUAGUGCUGAAAGUUUCCACACUGCUGUUGGAAGUUCCCAAAACAGUUCAGGAAGUUCUGGCAUUGCAAUGGAAAAUUCCAGUCAUGAAACUGAGCAAUCUCUAACACAUAUGCAAACUGAAGAUAUUUCAAAAGGUGCUGAAGUUAUUUUAAGUGAUGAUUCUGAACAAUGUGAUAGAAAAUUCACCCAAAAUAAUGCAAUCUCUCAAGAAAAUAACAUUAAUAAGACUGUAGAGAUCAGUCUAUACCCCGAGUCUAGAGGAAAAAACCAUGACAUGUCCGAAAUGGAUUUAGGUGAAAAUGAAGUGGAUUUUUCAUUAGAUUCCAUGAAUAUGGAAACCAGUCUAAUAUCAAAAGAAAACCAGGUGCUGGAAAAAGGUACAUACAGUAAUGAAGUGGAUUUAACAUCUGAAAUACAAGUGCCUGUUAUAGAAUUAACUCCAGCUGUGGAACACACAAAUAUGGAGGCUGACGUAUAUCGAUAGUGCUGUUUCCUGAGAAAUUAUAUAUUAUUUUUGCUGGACAUUUGAAGAAUAGUGAGAGCUAUCCUACUCGGCAAUGGUAUCAUCCCUGGGUUAAGUUUUGUGUGCAAAUUCAUAUCUCAGUAACCGUUGCAUGUAAUGUGUUUAAACUUCACCCAUGGCUUCAUUAGUUAUCAGUCCUACUGAAAUACCAAAUAUGAAACCUCUUGGAUGAAUUUAAUAUGAACUAUGAUUUCUCUAUUUUUUGGCUGUAGAAAAUUCUUGUGUUUUGCAUGCAGUUAACUAACAAGCUGUAUCUCAUUCACAGCUGUAUGUAUUUUAUUGAAACUUUACACAGUGCUUUCUAGUCAUCAGACCUCCUUACAUAUAAUAAAGUUGGAUAACUCUUGAUUGAUUUUGAUAGAAAAUAUGGGCCUUUUCUGACUUCAAACAUUUGUUUAAAGUUUUGUUUCAAACCUAAUGUCAAGGUAUAUCUUAUACACUGUUGGAUUGAAAUUUUGCACAUGGCAUACUUCUCAUCAGUGGUACUUACAUAGUCAAGUUACAGAACUCCUGGUUGACUAUAAUGCAAGUUAUGACCCUUGUUUUUACUUAACACUUUUAUCGAAUAGUUGAAUGCACUGUCUUAUGGAUACUUUUUGUUAUAGAUAGUUGUAUAUUUGACAUGAUUUUCAAUGAAUUAUUGAAAUAUUCUAGUGAAAUAAUAUCACCUGAAAUAUAUAUUUUUACUGGUAAGGAAAUACAAAACGGAUAAAACUUAGUUAAAAGCAUUGUAAAAAUAUGAAAUGAAAAGAUUUUUGUUUUUUACAUGUAUUGUUAAAACUUCAUGCGGGGUGAAUAGAAAACAAUUUACUUUAAAGAGUAGUAGAUUUUGUAUAAAUAUAUCUUGGACUUAGUACAAUGUACUUCAUUCCAGUUGUUCAGCAUUUGUACAUCUUCCUUAAUAUGCCAUAACCAUUCAAACUGCCAGUUGUUUAAUGUACUCUGUAACCAUUUUGAUAUUUUUGAAAGUCAUUCAGUUCAGAGUAAUAAUUCUACAUUCCAAAUGCAUGUGUAAAUAUUGAUCAUUUUACUAUCAGUGGCCUCAUGGUAGGAGACAUUCUUAAAGAUAUACCAGUGUUGAAAACAUAAAAGUUUCAUAUAGUUUCAGUGUUUGGGAUUACAAGCAUAUUGAUAUGAGAACAAUGCUGUACAUGUCAGUAAAGUUGAUCUACAAGUAGAAGCAUUUUUAUGUUUUCUUAAAUAUUCAAUAUGUCAAAAUGUUCACAAAAUAAGUUGUUGUUUUAUAAUCAUAUAUCUAGUUCACCUUCAUAUGGUAACAUACUACAAUUAAAUGGCAACUUUUGUGUUAACUGAUAAAACUAGCAGCAUUACUGUCUAUGGUAAGAUAUUUUAAAGUCCUUGUUGGAUGAGAAAUUAAUAAUAAUAUUUUCAAAAAUGUUUGCAAGUAAUUCAUUCCAUAUUUUGGGUAUGCUUUAAUCAUAGACAUGUAACUUAAAAUUAAGCACACAGUCUGUUUCAGUUAAAUCAACAAUAUGAUAGAAAAUAGGCAAAUUCAUAAUUUGUAGAAAAUUUUAUAAAAACCUACUUUGUAAGUAUAUAUACAAGAGUAUUUCUAUGUGGAAAAUGGAUAUACUUCCAUUAUAGAACUUUGUUUGAUGUCAAGUUUUUUCAGAUCAGUCCUAUACAACACAGACUGCUUUUCUUAUUCUAUCAUGUUUUGAAAAAAAUAUUGGUUAAAAAAUUAUUUUUCUCAUUUUCAUAGCAUUUCAUAGUCCAAUGUUUUCAUAUUUUUAUUUGAAUAUAGAUGUAAAUUAUUACAGUGCAAUGUUCUUUCUGUUUAAACGUUUAUACAAAAAUACACUAUAUAUACAAAAAUGUACUAUAUUACUAUUUUGAUCAUUUGUUCAUGCUACUGUAAGUUGCAUUUUGAGUUUCAUUUAUUAAAUUGCAUGUACGAAUUGUGCAUCACUUAAAAGCAUUUUCAAAGCAUUUAAUACAAAAUUGCAUUUUGAAAAUUUUCUUAAGUUGCAUUCUAGAAUUGUGGGAAAUCAAAAGAAGUAUGCCUGUUUAUUUCAGUUUAUUGUGUUAAUUGUGUUCAUACAUUGUCUUUGAAGAAUAAACAUUCCACUAUUUUAUGAAUCAGUCACAUUUUUAGCUCACCUGGACCAAGGUUUUAGUACUGGAGGAUAGUUUGGCAUCCGUCGUCCACAGUUAAUAUAAUCAAAUGAUUCUGCUUGAGCCCUUGUAGGGGCCAAGCUAAAAAAUUUUGAAAAUGCAAUUUCUUCUCAUGAUCUGCACGAUAGGUCUUCAUAAAGCUUAUUCUGUGGCAUCAUUGUAGGAUCUCUGUCAAAUUUGUUCAAAUUUGGGUACUUUGCCCCUGCUAGAGCUAAAAGUAGAAAAACCUGUAGAUGACUUCUCAUGAAUUGCUUGAUGGAUCUUCAUCAAACUAAGUCUUUAGCAUCAUUGUCCUCAGACAGAUUUGUUAGGUUACUUGGCCCUUUUAGAGGCAACUAGAGCUAAAAAUAGAAAAUUCUUCAAGCAAUUUUAUCUUCUGAACUUUUUGAUGGAUCUUCAGCAAACUUGGCUUGUACAUUAUUUAUAUGAUCAUUCCCAAAUUUGUUUAAAUGGGGGUACUUUGCCCUUUCAGGACCCGCUAGUGCUAAAAAUAGAAAUAUGUUUUAACAAUUUCUUUUCAUGAACCACUUGGUAGAUCCUCAUCAAAAGAUAGCAUCACUUUAAGGUCUCUUCAUUUUGUUCAAAGAAUAAAGUUCUAAGGCCCUUCUCCUCAUGGAUCUUCAUCAAACUUGGUCUGUUGCUUUGUUAUUAAGUCCUCUGUAAAAGUUUAACAAAUGAGUGCACUGCUCAUUUAAGAAUGUAGGAGCAAAUUUUUUCUAACAUUAAGAAUUUUUUCAUUCUCUGUGAGCUUGAAGAACAUUAGUUUCCAAGACAAACAAGAGAAGAAAAAACAUAGGUCACCAAACUCGUUUUAAUUUUAUAGGGCAUUUCCUUCACCCACUUAGCAUUUCUGAAAUUUUGUAAAACUGAAAAAAUGGUAGUACUUUAUAAAACAUAUAAUAUCCCACUUAAUGUUAUAGGGAUUUCGGGUCUUACAGGUUGAUAUGAAAACAAGGUGAUGUCAGUAUUAUAUAAGCAUAAAUGUCACAAAUAAAUCUCUCAUUUUUACAUGUUGACAUAAUUACCCCACCCACUUUAUUUUCAAUGCAAGAAACAGAUCUACAAAAAAAUUCUGACGCUAAGAUUUUCAAAAUAUUUUGCAGCUUUAAUGACACAAAAUUGCUUCAUAUUGGAAAAACAAAAAGUUGGGGUCACAGUGCAUCUAAGAGAUUUAUUAAGAAAAAACUGGUGAAUUUCGAUAUUUUUUGUCCUUUUUCUUUUAAUUUAUAUUUUCUAGAUAACAUAAAGUGCUAUCUUGAAAACUUUUAUCUCAAUUGUAGCUUAUUAUUAUAUGUCUCAGUCAGGAAAAUAUCAAAACCAAACCUGAUCUACUUUAAUAGAUAUUUGAAAUCACCUACCCCUAACCCCAUUGUAAAUCUUACGUCAAUUUUAGGCAAAUGCCAGCCAAAAAUAGAGUGGAAAAAAAUUUCCGCAAAAAGUAGAAUGUAUUUGGUCAAAUGGUACAUUAUUAGCCAUAUUUUAAUUAUUUAUCAUUAUUUUUUUGCAAAACUUUGUUAGAAAGCAAUAUUAAAAGAAACAUUUUUCAAAAUGGCUGAUAUCCCGAAAAAAAAACGCUCAUGCAUCCUUGAGGGGUACUAGAGCAAAUAAUUGAAGUACAUUUAAAAUACUUUUUCCCUUGAACUGGCGGAGCUUUAUUAAACUUGUUCCUCCUUCAGAUUUGUUCAGAAGGGGCCACUUGAUCUGUUUUAUGUGUUUUAUAUUAAACACAGCUUUUACCAUUCAUGAUUUAGUGUGUCAUACAUUAUAUUCAAGGCCAAACAGUCAAGAUUAGGUGAGUGACUUAGGGCCACAACUAUCAAAAUUUUCCCUUGCAUGAUGCAGUCAACGUAAUUCAAACAUUUAUUUGCUCAAUAAAUCAGCUAUUAAAAUUCCCUAGCCUCAACCAUCAAAGGAUAUACUAUUCAAACACUGUUACAGUAGUGGCACUUGCUAAUUAUGGGCCAGUUACCAGGGUGAUAUUUGAAAUGUUGACAUGUUUCAAUACUGAAACAUGGUUGAAUUUUUGGACCAAAAUUUUCGUUUUCAUUUUAUAAAUCAUGAAAAGUUAAAAAAAAUUCUGAAACUGAGAAAUGGGUUAUUUCAGCAGCCCUGUGUUGUAUAUAUACAUAUUUGAUUGUUUUGGUUAUUUUAUAAGUAGACAUUUGUAUCUGAGUUUAGGCAUUUUCUACAUAUAUUUGUAUGUAACAGCUUUAUCUGCUAUCAUGCUUUCACGUAGAUUCAUUGAAGGUUAUACUCUGGCAUUGUAUUUAUGAUAAUUGUUGAUACAUGUGGAAGUUUUAGCUCUAGCAUUAUAUUUAUAGUGAUUGUUAACUUUAUACUUUUAUAGUAAUGUUAUGUGUCUUGCCCAACUGGAAAGAAAAGGAAUUAAGCAUUUCAUAUUAUAUUUUUACCAUAAAAAAAAAGGAAUAAAGAGGGAAAACUAAA
Molecule: messenger RNA, 7975 nt
Organism: Mercenaria mercenaria
Lineage: Eukaryota; Metazoa; Mollusca; Bivalvia; Venerida; Veneridae
Product: LIM domain kinase 1-like
Exons: 11
Coding region: 659-3355 (898 amino acids)
Biological process (GO): actin cytoskeleton organization; protein phosphorylation
Cellular component (GO): cytoplasm; nucleus
Molecular function (GO): protein binding; ATP binding; protein serine/threonine kinase activity
Source: RefSeq, a predicted model, not a curated record